Messenger RNA from Erythranthe guttata (spotted monkey flower), 1151 nucleotides. RefSeq lists its product as uncharacterized. NCBI's taxonomy places the organism in Eukaryota, Viridiplantae, Streptophyta, Magnoliopsida, Lamiales, Phrymaceae. The record is from RefSeq and is a predicted model, not a curated record.
GACUUGUCCGCGCUUUUCAUCUUUUCCUCUUCUUUCUCCCAUUUCAACAAUUCUUAUAUCCAUCCCUAAAAAUUCAAUAAUUCAUCUUUUAUUUUGCUAAUUCAUUAUGCAAGUUUUAACUCGAUGGCGAAACCUUUUGAUUUUCAACAACUCCAUUACUCAAUCGGCAAGGAUCGCCUCACCCACAACGAAUUCUGCUCCCUUUCAUUCAACUACUGCUUUUUUCGACAAAUGGAAAAUUAAUUUCAACUCUGAUGUGAAACCAGAUAAACAACCAUCAAAGAACUAUAUAAGAUAUGCAGUACGGCAGAAGCGUUCUGAUGCAAAAAAAGCUCUUAAACAUAUACUGUUCAAUGGGGGAUGCUCAACGUCGACAGCUGAGUCGUUUCCAAGGAUAAAAGCUGACUACGAAGAUCUGCUAAACAAGAAAUCUCGAAUAAAACCUGCUCGUCAAGCUAGGAGAGCUUACCACAAGAAAAUGAAACGUAAGCAUCGGAAAGAGAAUUUUUCUGAAGAUUAUGAUGUCAACCCUGAUAGAAUAUUCCACGCUGCAUUUGGGAAUAGAGACUUUACUUGGACCUUCAGAGCCUCAGAAACGGGAUUUGAUUGGUCACAAAAUUAUAGAUGGAGUAACGGUAGAUUUAGUAAACAUGGAAGUAGUACAGAAUCGGGUGUUAAGUCUUUCACUAUAGGAACAUAUGCUGAUAGGAAAAUCCUCGGUUUACCGGCAGCUGGUCCCUUGGAAAUUGAAGAUGUCAAGGCUGCAUUUCGUGUGUCAGCUUUGAAGUGGCAUCCUGACAAGCACCAAGAUUCUUCUAAGGCUAAUGCUGAAGAGAAAUUCAAGGAUUGUGUGAAUGCAUACAAAUCACUGUGCAACACUCUCUCAGCGGCGGCCUAAUUUUGUUCGUGUAAUCCUCGAGCAUUAAACUAACUUAUAUUUUUAGCCCCUCUUUGUUCCUUUUCGGCUUCAAGCUUAAAAUUAUUGAUUUUUCGUUGUAACUUACAGAUGUAUGUAAAAAGCUUUCUUAUUUUCUUCUUAAUAAUAGAUAGAUGCAUGAAUAAGAUUCUUGAAACCCCAUCAUAACUUAUUAUAUUGUAUGUGGAACAAUCAUUAUUCUUAAAUUAGACCAUCCACUGCUGCUAAGUUUCGG